AUGACGGAUACGGAGGCUGCUGCUGCUGCUGCUGCUGAGAAUGAGGCGCCACUCACGGAUCUAGAUCGCGAACUCACGCUUAUUGCUUGGGGAAUUCUUAUUGGAUUUGGCUACUCGACGGGGUGGAAAGCAUACAGACAGACGUCAACAAUAUCUCGGGAGAAGAGGUAUAGGUCACCUUAUUUUUGGUGGGUCUGGAUGAACUAUGUUUCGAUAAUGGUGUUUGGGGUACUCGCUUGGAUCCUUAACCAGCAUCAUAUUAGACCUCAACUUGGGCUCUAUAUCCCGCUUGUUGCUUUAUGGGCUAUUCAGGCACAAGCGUUGUUACAGAUCAACAUCAACCGAAUCGAGCUUAUAGCUGUUGACAAAGCUUUCAACAAUAGAGUACGAAUAGGGUGCUUAGCCAUAAUUUCUGUCUUCAUAGUAGGGACAUUUAGUGUCUGGAUUCCAGGCCGACUUGGGAUCUCAGCGAAAAUCACACAGAUUUCGAAGGUUUAUAUCGAGGUUCAAGGAACUCUGACAAUUCUGCUCGACAUCGCUCUGAAUACAUACUUCAUUCGAACCGUAAAGGCAACACUCAUCGAUCCCGGGCUCGACAAGUAUAAGCCAAUAGUUAGCCACAACCUCGUGCUUGUGUAUUCCGCGAUAACAGUUGAAACCAUCGCUCUGGGCCUAAUGUGGCUCCCUGCGAGUCCCUUCGUCUGGCUCCAAUACGGCACACUCGCCUGGAUGGGCAAGCUCAACGUUGAGCUUAGCAUGGCGGACCUCAUCAUGAAGCUCGCAUACCACACGCCUGAACCAUCGUCGCUAGAACUGCGACCAAUCUCUCGCGCCGGGUCCGAGCAGAUAUCAAAUAUGUCAUUUCAGAACCUAGUACCGCCGACGCGCAAUCAAGCCAAUACCAUCGAAAUUAGCGCCGGCAAGUAA
Molecule: messenger RNA, 927 nt
Organism: Morchella sextelata
Lineage: Eukaryota; Fungi; Ascomycota; Pezizomycetes; Pezizales; Morchellaceae
Exons: 9
Coding region: 1-927 (308 amino acids)
Source: RefSeq, a predicted model, not a curated record